AGUUAGAGGGAGGUGUGGUAUUUCAUGUAAUUCUGCACCGGCCAACUUUCCUGGAACUCGAUGGAUCCAGAGAACUCAUGGUUCUUUCCUUGAACUGGAACAUAUACCUGUAAUCCAAGUAUCGAGUGCGAUAAAGUUGAGUUACUUUGUAUAGGAUUUUUUAUUUCUUAGGGGGAUGAAUGUGGUAUAUAGAAACUUUUGUUGUUGUCAUAAUAGAGCUGAAAUUUCACUGCUCAAAUUGAGGAGAUGAUGGAUUCUAUCCUGGCUUAGAUGCUCAAUUAUCUUGCAAAAAUUUACAGAGUUGGUGGCUAUAAGGAUUACUUUGGGGACAGCUAGGUGAGAAUGUCGAGAUAAUUGAAGGAACUAAGCCGUGAAGGAACGGUCUUGUAAAAUCUUGACAGAAUUUGCUUUUCAAUUCCUAUGUUUGGCUCAAUUAAAUCUACACCUAUACACCUCUCUCUCUCUCUCUCUCUCUCUCUCUUCUCCCCCUCUCUCUGUUUGACGAAAAUGGCGGAAAGAUCGAACUCGUCAGACCCGGAAACAUGCUCCUCCUCCUCCUCCUCGUCUUCCUCCUCGUCCUCACCCCACUCGCCGGCCGCGGCCCAGGACCCGUUGUCGAGGUCCUCCUCCAAGCGGAGCAAGCACCCCGUGUACCGCGGGGUCCGGAUGAGGAACUGGGGCAAGUGGGUGUCGGAGAUCCGGGAGCCCCGCAAGAAGUCUCGCAUCUGGCUCGGCACCUUCCCCACCCCGGAGAUGGCCGCCCGCGCCCACGACGUCGCCGCCCUCCACAUCAAGGGCUCCUCCGCCUUCCUCAACUUCCCCCACCUCGCCCCCUCCCUCCCCCGCCCCUCCUCCCUCUCCCCACGCGACGUCCAGGCCGCGGCCUCCCUCGCCGCCCAUAUGCCCGACCACCAAGGAACGAUCGAGACCUUGCGGCCGACGGAGGAGCUCGACGAUCAACACUCGUCAUUGCCCUCGAGGUCGCUGUCGUCCAUGGUCUCAGCCAUGGACAUAUCCGCAGCGACCGUGGAGCUAAGCGAGAUCGUCGAGCUGCCGAGCCUCGGGGCCAGCUGCGACGAGCUGGGGGGCGGCGAGUUCGCCUUCGUUGACUCGGUCGACGCCGAGUGGGGCGGCUACGGCUACUACGACGACUACCAGUCGACGUGGUUGGAGGAGCGCCUCGAGGAUUGCGGGCCGUACGAUUGUGGCCAUCAGACUGUGGCGGUGCCCACCGGGAGCGGCGGAUCGCUGCUGUGGGAUUAUUACUGAGUGAGACUGGGGAUUUCGUGUUGGUGGGAGAGUUUUGUGAAUUUGUGUGAAAAAAGAAAAUAAUUUUUUUUUCUUUUUUUAUUUUUAUUUUUAUUUAUUUUAAUGACCGAGUCCUUUUGGUAUUUUCUUUGAAAGGGCCGGUCAAAGGUGUGGUGUCCCUCCCUUUCGCACGCUCGAUCCACUAAUUUUUGCUGUGUACAUUUCUCUGUGUUCCUGUGACUUUUGGGAAAAAAUAUGUUAAAUUUGUCUUCGUUUAUAUCA
Molecule: messenger RNA, 1530 nt
Organism: Rhodamnia argentea
Lineage: Eukaryota; Viridiplantae; Streptophyta; Magnoliopsida; Myrtales; Myrtaceae
Product: ethylene-responsive transcription factor TINY-like
Exons: 3
Coding region: 421-1269 (282 amino acids)
Biological process (GO): regulation of DNA-templated transcription
Molecular function (GO): DNA-binding transcription factor activity; DNA binding
Source: RefSeq, a predicted model, not a curated record